Molecule: messenger RNA, 1271 nt
Organism: Nematostella vectensis (starlet sea anemone)
Lineage: Eukaryota; Metazoa; Cnidaria; Anthozoa; Actiniaria; Edwardsiidae
Product: ras-related protein Rap-1
Exons: 1
Coding region: 77-940 (287 amino acids)
Molecular function (GO): GTP binding; GTPase activity
Source: RefSeq, a predicted model, not a curated record
AGACUCGCGCUUACACGAGUCUGCCAUUUACUAUGAUACAGAGCAUUACUGAUGCCACUCGUGUACGUCUGAGGCCAUGGCUGUGGUCGCUAGGCCGAUUCUCAAUAGCCACACUGGUAUAAUAUCGAACGGGUUAAAACAGGGAGUCUCUGCUGAUGAUUUGACUGAAAUGGCACAAGAGACCAUGAAUCCGGGUACUAUUUCGUCACUGAAGAGAAGAGUAGAGCUACACAAGGCUAUCUCCGUCACUGAACACGUCCCUGAGACCGUGUUACGCCAAGCCAAGCACCAGUGUUCGCAAUUCCUGAGUAGGCUCUGCCAGAAGGGCUGUAGUCUGAAGACAAUCUCCAAGAAAUACAAAGACUCCUGGGACGUCCUGACUCUCCCCGCGGCUGUGUUCCGCGUGGUGGUCCUGGGGUCUGGCGGAGUAGGGAAAACCUCGCUUGUCAAGCGCUUCAUCAGUGGUACUUUCUCGGAACAGUAUACGCCUACUGUCGGGGACUUGUACGAGAAAUCCGUCACUCUGAGCAAGGACUUUAACGCAUUCCUUGAAAUUAUGGAUACUGCUGGGUCGUACCCGUUCCCGGCCAUGAAGAAGUUGACGAUUCAAAACGCAGACGCCUUUGUCUUGGUGUACUCCGUUGACGAGAAAGCCUCGUUACAAGAGGCGCUCGAACUACAGAGGGAAAUCGUGUAUAUCAAGGGAAAGACCGUGCCGAUGGUUCUGGUCGGUAAUAAGACAGACCUUGUUAGCGAGGAGCUUAGGCAGAGCACUCGUGCUCAGAUGCGCAAAGUGAGUAGAGAGCGUGGUGUUCUCUGCUCGGAAGCGUCCGCCAAGCUCGGGCUCAACAUCGGUGGGGUUUUCACUGCGCUCUUGGCUCAAAUUGCUGUCAACAGCGAAACGAAAAGGAUUCACCACAAGACGAAAUUCUUUUUUUAGGACACCGGCUAGAAGAAUAAAAGUCAGACAGUAUUAUUACCGCGCGCUUUUCUAGUCACUAAACCGUGUAUUUAUGGAGGAAGAUCAAAGAAGAACUGUGCUAAAAUAGACCAAUUUAUAAAUCAGCGAGAAAUGCAAGUAUGGAAACAGCCUUUUUCUAGUCAGUGGGUUGCAUAAUUUAUUUUAGAGAAAGAAAGACAUUAUUGUAUAAAUUGUAAAUACGCUUAAUAAAUGUCCAAAGUAUAGAUUUUAAAAUAUUUAUUAUUGAUGUACAUAAAAUUUACUAUAAAUACUAGGACAGAAUUUUACAAAAUAAAAGCAUUCCAAAUUA